AUGCUUCUUCUCUCCACGUCAACGCCCGCACGCCACCACAGUCUGAAGGUGACGCUGUUGAAGGCACACAAGGAAGGAAACACACCCACACAAACAGUAAUGUCUGGCUGGGCGCGUGCGCUGUUGCUCGCGGCCGUCCUGGUCGUCAUGGCGUGCCUCGUCCCCGCGGCGACGGCGAGCCUGCAUGCGGAGGAGACGCUGGCGUCGCAAUUCGCAGAAUUCAAGCAGAAGCACGGCAGGGUGUACGAGAGCGCCGCGGAGGAGGCGUUCCGCCUGAGCGUGUUCAGGGAGAACCUGUUUCUUGCGAGGCUGCACGCCGCGGCAAACCCACACGCGACCUUCGGCGUCACGCCCUUCUCGGACCUCACGCGCGAGGAAUUCCGGUCCCGCUACCACAACGGCGCGGCGCACUUUGCGGCGGCGCAGGAGCGCGCGAGAGUGCCGGUGGACGUGGAGGUUGUUGGCGCGCCCGCGGCAAAGGAUUGGCGCAAGGAAGGCGCCGUGACAGCCGUCAAGAACCAGGGACUGUGCGGCUCGUGCUGGGCCUUCGCCGCCAUUGGCAACGUUGAGAGCCAGUGGUUUCUCGCCGGCCACCCGCUGACGAGACUGUCGGAGCAGAUGCUCGUGUCGUGCGACGACACUAACUUUGGCUGCGGUGGUGGCUGGCCGUUGGGGGCCUUCAAGUGGAUCGUGGAUCGGAAUAACGGCACCGUGUACACGGAGGAAAGCUACCCCUAUCAUUCGUGCAUCGUGAUAAAGCUGCCGUGCAAGGACUCGGACCGCACGGUGGGUGCCACAGUUCAGGAUACCGUUUCUUCACCGCAGGACGAGGCCCAAAUAGUCGCAUGGCUUGCAGUCAACGGCCCCCACUUCGCUGUUAUCGACAUUAUUGGUUGGAUGUUCUACACGCGCGGCGUCUUUACGGUUUAUUUUUGUAUGUGUGUUUUCUCUUUAUGGACCUUCAAAUAA
Messenger RNA from Trypanosoma cruzi, 969 nucleotides. RefSeq names its product cysteine peptidase, putative. NCBI's taxonomy places the organism in Eukaryota, Euglenozoa, Kinetoplastea, Trypanosomatida, Trypanosomatidae. The transcript has a single exon. Gene Ontology annotation, molecular function: cysteine-type endopeptidase activity. Gene Ontology annotation, cellular component: lysosome. Bases 1 to 969 code for a protein of 322 amino acids. The record is from RefSeq and is a predicted model, not a curated record.